AAAACUCAAUAAUCUCUCUGAUAAUCACCUGAUUGCGAACUCAGUUAAUUAGCCGUAAUCGUCAGUUAUGGGAAGGUCGCCUUGUUGUGAGAAGAAUGGGCUCAAGAAAGGGCCAUGGACGCCUGAAGAAGACCAGAAGCUCGUCGACUAUAUUCAGAAACAUGGCUAUGGCAACUGGAGAACCCUCCCCAAGAAUGCUGGUCUGCAGAGAUGUGGGAAGAGUUGCCGGCUGCGGUGGACGAACUAUCUCCGACCGGACAUAAAGCGAGGCCGGUUCUCGUUCGAGGAAGAAGAAACCAUCAUUCAGCUACACAGCAUAUUGGGCAACAAGUGGUCUGCUAUUGCGGCUCGUUUACCAGGACGAACCGACAAUGAAAUCAAGAAUUACUGGAACACACACAUCAGGAAAAAGCUUCUUAGAAUGGGGAUCGAUCCAGUGACGCACAGCCCACGUCUCGAUCUCCUCGACAUCUCCUCCAUCCUCAGAUCGUCCCUCUACGACUCUUCCCACCAGAUGAACAUGCCCAGGCUCAUGGGAAUUCAACCUCUGGUCAACCCCGAAAUACUCAGACUCGCAACCUCCCUUUUCUCCUCCCAAACCCUAAACGAUAACCCGAACAGAAGCUUCCACCACCAAAACGCUCAAGAAAGCCAAACUGUCCUAAACCAAUUCCAAACGCUUCAAACCGACCAACUUCACGACAAGAUUCAAGAACUCCAAUCUUGCAUUCCGUACUCCAGCGAUGCUCAGCUCAGCAUGGACCCUCCGAGCUUAACCGCCGCAGGGUUUGGUGAACAAAGCUCUCAUGAAUGGCACUGUAAUGGGGUUCCUUCAAAUAUGCCGCAAGAUUGCAUGCCUCCAUUGCCGCCGGACUACGAUUACUACUCAAACUCGGUUUCCUUGUUAGACCCUUCAUGCUAUUCCGACCAAGACUUCAACUUUGCUUCGGUCUUAACGACGCCUUCGUCGAGCCCGACGCCAUUAAACUCGAGUUCAACUUACAUUAACAGUAGCAGUUACAGUACUGAAGAUGAAAAGGAGAGCGAUUGCAGUAAUCUCGCGACGUUUGAAAUCCCAGAUUUUUGGGAUAUUAAUGGUUUUAUGUAAUUUCAAGUAAACGAGUCCAUGCGGGAGAGACUAUUUUUUUUUAUUUAAAAAAACUCAUUUCUUUUUUUUUUUUAAUUAUUAUUAUAUAUCAUUG
Tarenaya hassleriana is the source of this 1202-nucleotide messenger RNA. RefSeq names its product myb-related protein 315-like. The transcript is spliced from 3 exons. The coding region runs from base 68 to 1108 and encodes 346 amino acids. The record is from RefSeq and is a predicted model, not a curated record. Lineage: Eukaryota; Viridiplantae; Streptophyta; Magnoliopsida; Brassicales; Cleomaceae.